Actinia tenebrosa (Australian red waratah sea anemone) is the source of this 607-nucleotide messenger RNA. Its product is annotated as small ribosomal subunit protein uS12. Gene Ontology annotation, cellular component: ribosome; small ribosomal subunit. Lineage: Eukaryota; Metazoa; Cnidaria; Anthozoa; Actiniaria; Actiniidae. Gene Ontology annotation, biological process: translation. The record is from RefSeq and is a predicted model, not a curated record. Gene Ontology annotation, molecular function: structural constituent of ribosome.
CUAGAGUUCCUGUGCUUUAUUAGAAUGAAAAAGCCUGGGCUAUAGUUUUUGCCCGCAAGGGCUUCUGGUUGAUAAGCCCGCGGUGAAUGCUGGGUCCUUCCUCUUUUCAUCGUGCUCGAACAAAAUGGGAAAGCCUCGUGGACUUCGUACAGCCCGUAAGCUUCGAUCACAUCGUCGCGACCAGAAAUGGCACGACAAGACCUACAAGAAAGCACAUUUGGGUACCGCUCUGAAGGCUAACCCCUUUGGAGGUGCUUCUCAUGCUAAAGGAAUUGUUCUUGAGAAAGUUGGUGUGGAAGCAAAACAGCCCAACUCUGCCAUCAGAAAAUGUGUGAGAGUACAGCUCAUCAARAACGGCAAAAAAAUUACUGCCUUUGUUCCCAACGAUGGUUGUCUGAAUUACAUUGAAGAGAAUGAUGAAGUUUUAAUCUCUGGAUUUGGCCGUAGAGGACACGCUGUUGGUGAUAUCCCUGGUGUUCGAUUUAAAGUAGUAAAGGUUGCCAAUGUAUCAUUACUUGCAUUGUUCAAGGAAAAGAAGGAAAGACCUCGCUCAUAAGUAAUGUACUUGGUGAUCAAAUAAAAAAUAAAAUCUGUUUUGAAACUUAAA